This is a messenger RNA of Helicoverpa zea (corn earworm), 2398 nucleotides long. RefSeq names its product zinc finger protein 660-like. Gene Ontology annotation, molecular function: zinc ion binding. Lineage: Eukaryota; Metazoa; Arthropoda; Insecta; Lepidoptera; Noctuidae. The transcript is spliced from 9 exons. Bases 166 to 1686 code for a protein of 506 amino acids. The record is from RefSeq and is a predicted model, not a curated record. Gene Ontology annotation, cellular component: nucleus.
UUGUGGCAUGUGUCAAAUUUGUUUGUAUCGUAAUUUUUGACUACGAAUAGCUGACUGGAUAUUUUUAUUUCUUAUUUUGUUCGUAAUUUUGUUCAUAGAAACUCCUCGAAAUCACAGUCACAACAAACAAUACAUUCUUUUUCACAUGACUCGCAAAACCUGACCAUGUCGUUAUUAGACUUUACAAAAAUAUGUCGAUUAUGUCUCGAGCCAAACAAACAAACAUACGAUAUUUACACCAGUUAUUGUGUAAAAAGCAACACUACUUACCAUGAUAUGCUAACAAAUUGCACUAAAUUAAAGCCGCAAAAAGAGGAUGGUCUACCUCGUUUAAUUUGUAAGGAAUGUUGUCGGCAGCUCAAGCGUACGUACAGUUUUAACGUACAAUGUGAUGAGAGUGAUAAAAAGCUAAAAUUAUUACUAGGAAACUUGUCAGAAGAAAGCAAACAAAAUGGAUGUUUGGAUGCAACUGUGAAACAUGAAGAUGAUGGGGAAAUAAAAGCCGAAGGUGUUGAUGGGGAAUUAUUGACGACGCUAGAUGAUAAUGUUCAGGGAGAUCUGUUGCCAGCACUUGAUGAUAAUGGCCAAGAAGAACUUAAGGGUAUUAAGCUCGAGCCAUUAUUGAAUGAUGAUGGAAGCAACAGCUCUUGGGAUGUUGAAGAUAAUGAUGUGUUAUUGGAACAUAGAAAAUCGAAGAAAAAAGAAACAAAAUCUCUUGAAGAGAAACCAAAAAAGAAAAGAGGUAGAAAGAAAAAAGUAUAUUUAGAAAACGAAGUCCGCCGCAUACCAGAGAGUAAGCUGCCGCAUCAGUGUGACAUCUGUGGGAAGGUGCUGAGUACUAAGAGUAAUCUGAAAGCACAUAAAGUGUGCCAUUCAGAUCUCAGGCCGUUUCAGUGUACCGAAUGUCCGGCUACUUUUAGAGGUCACAGUGCGUUAUUUCAACAUAAGAAAAUACACUCGGGUGAAACUCCUUACCACUGUGAGUAUUGUCCAAAGCAGUUUAGUAGACGCACGGGACUCGUCAAUCAUGUACGAAUGCAUAAAGGAGACAAGAGGUACAGUUGUGAUGUAUGUUUCAAAACGUUCGUGCAGAGCGCUCAGCUGUCCAUUCAUUUACGGAGACAUAAAGGAGACAAACCCUUUUUGUGCCAAGUCUGUGGGAAAGGAUUUCCAAUAAGGGCAGAAUUGAAAGUUCACCAAAGGACACACAACGGCGAAAAGCCAUACUCUUGUCAUCUCUGUACGAAGACUUUCGCGACAUCUGGCAACUUAUCCAUACACGUUAGGAUACAUAAUAAGGAAAUAAGAUAUAACUGCAAAGAAUGUGAACGAGGCUUCGUAACAUGUAGCGCUUACAACGUCCACUUAAAGAGACAUAAAGGCCAGAGAGACUACCACUGUGAAUGUGGCAAGACUUUCUUCACGUCAUCAGCAUUAAAACAACACAAAGUAGUCCACACAGGAGAAAAAAAAUACCAAUGCAAAAUAUGUGACAGAAAGUUCACACAAACUAGUCAUUUAGGUCGGCAUUUUAGACGAGACCACGCUAAACCGAACGCGCCCUUACCUUCUUCGGAAACUUACAAAAUAGUGUUGCCAGAUAAUAAUGUGUUUACUCUAAUAGAUAGUACGAUACAGAAAAUUUCGCAGAAUGUUAAUAGCGAUGUGAAGUGUGAAGGCUCGUAGCGAAGGUUUGAUAUUUGUUUGAACGUAAAACUACCUCAGUAAUGUAAUUUAUUGGUUUUACGGAGUAGAAGAUUUAUUUCGUCGCAAAUAUGUAAUAUACCUAAUUGAGAUUUUUCGGCAAUGUCACUUCCUGUCCACUGCCGAACAAAGCCUCGUGGUAGGAUGUCUUACUAAUACAACUUGAUAGUUGUAAAGUACAGAAUUAUUUUAAAGUUACAUACUUUGGCAGCCUGUAAUAAUCAAAGCUAGGUCAUCAUAAAUUAGAAUGUUCAAUAUUACACCAAUCACAUCAUUUACGUAUAUCACAACAAAUCUGGCGAAUCUGAUUCGUUUUGACAAAUGGAAUAUUUUUUUAUAGAAAUAAUGAAAAAGAAACUUCUUACAGUGACAAAAUAUAGGAAUAACUUAAAAUAUAUAUCAUAAGUAUCGGAAUGUUUUAGCUUGCUAUUAACGAAUUGACGAUUUAUAAAUAAAAUGAUCAAUAUAGUAGAGCGUUGUUAUUAUUUAAUAAAAUAAUAAAAAAUAUUUUCUUGUGGAAUUGAGUGAAUAUUUAUGAUUAUAUAAUCAGUUGUGACAAUUGAUUAUAUAAUCAUAAAUAAAAGUACAUCUGUAGGAUGCAUCAAAUUCAGUUAAUUUUGUAAGUUGGUAUUUAUUAUAUUAGUGUAAGUAUGCAUUAAGUUGAUUUUUUAUUGCGAAUUCAUUAAGUAUGUAA